AUGGAGUCCUCAACACCCGUCCGCGUCGACCUGUCCACCCUGGGCCCCGGCCUGCCUGAGUCUACAGGCGCUGCUGAUCCUCUUACUUAUCAUUUACAUCAUCUUAUUGCCACAGACCUCUCUCCUCUUGAAGCCACCACGGAUUUGGAGGAGAAGACUCGUGAAUCAGCAGAAUAUUUUGUGAGGAAAUUAUUUUCUUUAGAUCAUCAUCAAUCAGAAGAUGGGGUCUCCCUACAGCUCGUGCCUUAA
This is a messenger RNA of Eimeria maxima, 249 nucleotides long. RefSeq names its product ribosome biogenesis regulatory protein, putative. The record is from RefSeq and is a predicted model, not a curated record. The transcript has 4 exons. Bases 1 to 249 code for a protein of 82 amino acids. Lineage: Eukaryota; Apicomplexa; Conoidasida; Eucoccidiorida; Eimeriidae.